AUGCACAACAAAAUGUCUGCCAAUGUAUCUUCAGACACAGAAAGACAGUCCAGCCAUGAGCUCUACAUGUUCAAUGACCUCGUUCACUCUCUGUCAUGGUCGAACAUUACAUUGACCGUCGAGGAUCGCACAACCAAGCAGCCCAAAGAUCUGGUCAGCAAUGUUGGUGGUCAAGUCAAAGCUGGAGAGGUUUUGGCUCUCAUGGGCCCUUCUGGCAGUGGAAAGACGACUCUUCUCAACAUACUUGCAGGCCGUUCCUCCGGCACCAGUGGCACUGUGGCUGUCAACAACGCUCAGGUAUCCGCUCCAAUUUACAAGAAGCUCACGUCUUUUGUCGAGCAGGAGGAUGCCCUCGUGGGAUCCUUAACUGUCCGAGAAACUCUUGACUUUGCAGCUCGUCUUGCUCUUCCCAGAUCUGUCUUGAAAAAUGAAAAGGGCAGUAGAGUCCAGAGUCUGAUCGACAGCUUCGGUCUCAAGAGACAAGCCGACACUCUUAUCGGCACACCUAUCCGCAAAGGAAUAUCAGGAGGGCAGAAGAGACGUGUCAGUGUCGCGAGCCAGCUGAUCACCGCACCCAAAAUCCUCUUCCUCGACGAACCUACCAGCGGAUUAGACUCUGUGGCCAGUUUCGAGGUCAUCCACCUGCUGAAGAAGUAUGCUCAACAACACCAGCUUAUCGUGGUAGCCAGCAUUCACCAACCAUCAACCGCCACAUUCCAGCUCUUUGACAAGCUACUACUUCUAUCUCAGGGUCAGACUUGUUACUUCGGGCCUGUAUCAAACGUUGCACCCUACUUUGCUAGUCUCGAAAUGCCAGUUCCAGACUUGAUGAAUCCCUCAGAGCACAUUCUCGACCUGACAAACACCGACUUCGAAUCGGAAGAAGGGGAAGGAACUAUGAUCGCUCAACGUCUGCUCAUGAUCCAAACUGCAUGGCAGACGCGCAGCAACGGCAACCAAGGAGUGUCAUCAGAGCUUGAGAAGAGCGAGACCUUUGCCGGCUCUCGGGGACCUGGUCUGGCCCAUGAUCUCGGCAUACCUGUCACCCUUUUGCACCGCCUCUUUCUCAAGUCCUACCGCGACAUUGUUGCUUACUGGAUUCGUGUCGCCAUGUACAUGGGCCUUGCCAUUAUGAUGGGCACUGUCUGGCUCCGUCUGAGUACCAUCCAAAAAGACAUUCAGUCUUUUGUCAAUGCACUCUUCUUCGGUAGUGCCUUCCUGAGCUUCAUGGCUGUCGCUUACGUGCCUGCCUUCCUCGAGGACAGAGCCAUCUUCGUCAAGGAGCGUGCCAAUGGCCUUUACGGACCUCUGUCAUUCGUCGUGUCCAACUUCUUCAUCGGCCUGCCCUUCCUCUUCCUCAUCUCCAUCCUCUUCGCUAGCGUCACAUACUGGCUCAUCAACUUCCGUCCCGACGCUGACGCCUUCUUUAUCCACGUCAUGUGGCUCUUCUUGGACCUGGUCGCAGCAGAGAGUCUGGUCGUUCUCGUCUCAUCUCUCUUCCCCAACUUCAUCAUCGCCCUCGCCCUCGUGGCGUUCGCCAAUGGCCUCUGGAUGUCGGUGGGUGGUUUCCUCGUGCCCACAGGAAGUCUCAAUGUCUUUUGGCGUUACGUCUUCCACUACAUCGACUACCAAGCCUACGUCUUUCGCGGCAUGAUGGUCAAUGAGUUUGACGGCCGCACCUAUAGUUGUGCUGGCAACGUCAUGACUGGAUGUUCAUGUGCCUAUGAGAGCGAAUUUUCGGGUCAGUGCAAGAUUGAUGGCAAGGCUGUUUUACACUACUACGACUACCCCACUGGGCAGUUGGGCAAGACCGUCGGUAUCAUGAUUGGCAUCAUUGCCGUUUAUCGUGUGCUGGGCUACCUGGCACUGCGCUUCAGAAAGUAG
Molecule: messenger RNA, 1884 nt
Organism: Aureobasidium melanogenum CBS 110374
Lineage: Eukaryota; Fungi; Ascomycota; Dothideomycetes; Dothideales; Saccotheciaceae
Product: putative ABC transporter
Exons: 3
Coding region: 1-1884 (627 amino acids)
Cellular component (GO): membrane
Molecular function (GO): ABC-type transporter activity; ATP binding; ATP hydrolysis activity
Source: RefSeq, a predicted model, not a curated record